AAUGUGCUCAAACUCAGUGAGCGGGAACUUACAAAUAAUUCUAAAAGUUCAUGGCACGACCAGUAUAAGGACAGUGCAUGGAUAUUUAUAGGUGGUUUGCCUUACGAUCUAACUGAAGGAGAUGUCAUCUGUGUAUUUUCACAAUAUGGUGAAAUAGUUAACAUAAAUAUGGUCAGAGAUAAAGCAACUGGUAAACCACGAGGGUUUGCAUUUCUUUGUUAUGAAGAUCAGCGUUCAACAAUACUUGCUGUUGACAAUUUAAAUGGAAUCAAAAUUUUGGGCGAACCUUACGAGGUGGAUCAUUGUGAACAAUACAAAGCUCCAAAUGCAGAUAUGAGUAAAGUUGAUGAUGUAACUGCAGCUGUUAGAAUGGAAGGCUGUGCACCAGUGCCUACGAAAGUUGAGCUAGUUGUCAAAAAGGUAUCUAGUGUAAAUUUAAUUUCCAUAAUGAGAAAACCUAUAUAGCAGUCUAGAAUAAUAUUAUGUAUAUUACUGAAAAAUUACGAAAUUAGAGCUUAUUCUCGAUGCCACAUAUUAUUUUGACAGUAUGUAACAAGCACAUAACGCACUCCUUCGCGUUUAAGACAAUAGAAAUUGGCAUACGGAAUAUCAUUCCACUGGAAUUUUAUAAAAGUAAUGAAAAACAGCUGUGUUACGAGUUGACACUGGCA
Messenger RNA from Manduca sexta (tobacco hornworm), 671 nucleotides. RefSeq names its product RNA-binding motif protein, X-linked 2-like. Gene Ontology annotation, cellular component: U2 snRNP; precatalytic spliceosome; catalytic step 2 spliceosome. Lineage: Eukaryota; Metazoa; Arthropoda; Insecta; Lepidoptera; Sphingidae. The record is from RefSeq and is a predicted model, not a curated record. The transcript has 3 exons. Gene Ontology annotation, biological process: mRNA splicing, via spliceosome. The annotation marks the transcript as partial. Gene Ontology annotation, molecular function: RNA binding.